Messenger RNA from Emiliania huxleyi CCMP1516, 1423 nucleotides. RefSeq lists its product as hypothetical. NCBI's taxonomy places the organism in Eukaryota, Haptophyta, Isochrysidales, Noelaerhabdaceae. The record is from RefSeq and is a predicted model, not a curated record. Gene Ontology annotation, biological process: L-tryptophan biosynthetic process. Gene Ontology annotation, cellular component: cytosol. Gene Ontology annotation, molecular function: anthranilate phosphoribosyltransferase activity. The transcript is spliced from 7 exons. Bases 38 to 1072 code for a protein of 344 amino acids.
CGACUCGCUCGUGUGCGUGGCACAAAACUGCCGAGAAAUGAAGGACACGAUAGAGACACUCGUGCAGCGCCAGGACCUCACCCUCGAUCAGAGCGCUGCGGCGGCCGAGGCAAUCAUCGCCGGCGCCGACCCGUGCCAGGCCGCCGCGCUGCUGGUGCUGCUGCGCUCAAAGGGCGAGACGCCGGCAGAGGUGGCCGGCAUGGUGCGGACGAUGCGGAGGCACAUGCUGACUGUGAGUCCGGCGCGGCCGUGUAUCGACAUCGUCGGCACUGGCGGCGACGGCCAUCACACCGUCAACAUCUCGACCGCCGCGUCGGUCGUCGCUGCCGCUUGCGGCGCGGCGGUGGCAAAGCAUGGCAACCGGUCUGUCUCGUCAAAGUGCGGCUCAGCGGAUGUGCUGGAGGAGGUGGGCGUGUCGCUGGCGCUACCGCCCAGCGGGAUUGAAGCCUGCAUCGCCCAAGCCGGCAUCGCCUUCAUGUUUGCGCCCGGCUUCCACCCUGCCAUGAAGAACAUCGUGCCCGUGCGCAAGGCGCUCGGCGUGCGCACGGUCUUCAACAUCCUCGGGCCUCUCAUCAACCCAGCCGCGUGCACCCGCGGCGUGAUCGGCGUCUACGCACCCUCGCUCGUCGCCCUCGUGGCGGAGGCGCUGCACGCGCUGGGCGCUGAGCUGAUCAUGGUGGUGCACUGCUGCGGCCUCGACGAACUCGCGCCCAUCGGCGAGGCGAGCGUGGCGACGGUCACACCUGCCGGCGUCGAGUACUCGACGCUCGACUGCACUCGGCUCGGCUUUGCCGUUUGCUCCAUUGACGACCUCAAGGGCGGCGACUGCGUGGAGAACGCCGCCUCACUGCGCAAGGUGCUCUCGGGGACGCUCCCCGGACCCAUCGCCGACACGGUCGCCCUCAACGCCGGCGCCGGACUCUACGUCGCCGGCGUCGCUCCGACGCUGCAGGCCGGCUGCAAGCUCGCGAGCGAGGCCAUCGCCGCCGGCUCACCCAUCUCCACCCUAGACAAGUGGGUGCAGUGCUCGCAAGCGGCCGCGGCGGCUGCCAGCGACCAGGCCGCGAGCUAGAGCGGCAGCCUCCCGUCACAGCCCAAGGCGGAGCCGGCGGCCACGACCGGCCAGACGCGCAGGGACUCGCCACGAGAGGGGCAGCAUCCCCAGUUCCCCGUACAUACAGGAGUACCCUACCGCGCAUGGUUCAACGCGCGUUCGGUUGUCGAGCUUUGACUGCGCAGUCCGCACGCUCCGCGUCUCCGGGGUCUCCGCGAUCUUUCCGCGGGACCAGGCCGCAGGGGCCAGGGCCGGGGGGCGGCAAUUGCGCGGCCGCGCAGUACAUCUCAUAUUUUGUUUUUGGCAAUCGUUGCAUGUGAGCGACAUGUAUGUGUCGGAUUUAACGCGAUAACUCGUAAGGGGGGUGUC